This is a messenger RNA of Penicillium daleae, 261 nucleotides long. RefSeq lists its product as uncharacterized. The transcript has a single exon. The record is from RefSeq and is a predicted model, not a curated record. NCBI's taxonomy places the organism in Eukaryota, Fungi, Ascomycota, Eurotiomycetes, Eurotiales, Aspergillaceae. Bases 1 to 261 code for a protein of 86 amino acids.
AUGCUGCCGCCGACGCCAAGUAAGAGUCGAUACUUUGGCCGCUCGGCUAAUAUCAAUUCGGUGAUUCCCCCGUUGAACUCUGGUAAGUUGAGUCUAUUGGCCACUUUGAACGAUGAAAAUCAUAACUCUGAAGAGUCCGAGUGGCCCUCCGAGGAUGAGACACUUGCCGGUAAUGACUCACCGAUCAAGUCUCGCUAUUUCGGCCAGCGUGGCAAUGAUAAAGUAAACGAGAAGCCAUUGGUGUCUCGCCUGAUCCUGUAG